AUGCUUGGCUUACGGGACGUACAGACAUCGCAUUGGCAUCUAUCACAAACACUCUCUUGGGCUCUCCCCUCAGGCGCAAAAGAACUCGACACACCUUUAUCCACUUCCUCUCAUCGGUCCUUGGACAGGACGACGGGAGAACCUACGCCCCUGCAAGAGGGCGUGGCCACUAAUGGGGAGGGAUGUUUCUUAACGUCGAGGAUUACGAGGGAGUCGCGAGGUUGCUCAUGGGUCCCCCAACUGAGCGAAUACUCUCCAACUAUCUACCCUCUUGGACGAAGCGAGCUGAAACUUCUGAACCCACCACCCAUUCACGUCUUCUUGGAAUUAUCCUGCUGGGCUCUGGGCGGACACUCCUUCUUCCCCCUCCUCACACACCACAUCCUCACUAUCCACACCGACCUCGCGUUGGCAGACAAGCUCGUCCCGCAGGGUGUGCUAAACCUCAGACCUAGCAAGACAGAAUUCUUCAUCGUGGAGAAGUUCCCCAGGAAUGCAGCUAAAAGCCAGGAAGAAUCAAGGCGCGCGGAAGUGGUUCUUAAAAGAAGCCGAUCCUCCAUAGGAUCUGAAGAGGUAGUUUUCUCCCGUGCGCGAGGGUUCGAGCCCUUCCUCGUUUCGGGUAUCUCCUCAGCCUUGGUCGGGCCAACGUUCGGUGGUAUCCCGCUCACGCACCGCGGUGUAGCCGAGAGCGUGAUUGUGUGGGGAGGGGUGGGAGCAGGGUACAGAUGCCGGAGUAUAUGUUGGUUAUUUUGA
Messenger RNA from Laccaria bicolor S238N-H82, 753 nucleotides. RefSeq lists its product as uncharacterized. The record is from RefSeq and is a predicted model, not a curated record. The coding region runs from base 1 to 753 and encodes 250 amino acids. Gene Ontology annotation, molecular function: uroporphyrin-III C-methyltransferase activity. Gene Ontology annotation, biological process: siroheme biosynthetic process. The transcript has 2 exons. NCBI's taxonomy places the organism in Eukaryota, Fungi, Basidiomycota, Agaricomycetes, Agaricales, Hydnangiaceae.